GACUGCAACAGACGAAAACCAUAUAUGACACUGCAACUGCACGGCGACACCCUUAACAUCAACGGACGGACCAUUCUCAGAACUGAGGGACUUUGAUGCUCGACCACUUUGUUGGAUGGAUGUGAAUGUUAUUCGGCCAUAUGACUUUUAAUAACUUUUAUGAAACCAGUUUAAUUAUUUCAUUUCGAUAUUCUUCUGCCUUUGCUCCGUUACUUUGGUAAGUGAAACACUUCAUUGUUCCAUCCCAUGAGUGAGAGUGAGAGAUGAUAUUAAGUAUUCCUUAUAUGGUUUAUUUAUUGAUUUCGACAAUUACACGCAAAUGUUAGAUUUAAUUCCUUAUCCUAGAAUUUAAAUUUCGCUAUAUUUGUAUUAAACAGAGUACUAGUAGAUCUCCCCUCUUAAAGUUCUUAAAGUUAUUGAACAGGAAUAAUUUGACCAUUAAUAUGACUACCACAACAUCAACAUCGGAUAUGCCACGACAUACACUACGACAGACGGACUUUCUUCCAUCCCGUUUUUCUGGCGAUCAGCUAGAUAGGGACAACUCGACCGCACAUUGUCUGACUUUUGAUGAUUACCUGGACGCACACAAGAUAAACUCAACUGACCCCAACCAAUUCCAGACCAUACUCCGAUCUUUCCGUCGCACAUUGCAGGGACAGGCUAGGCUAUGGAUAGACGGACUGACUUUUAAUUCAUAUGACGACUUGAAAGACGGGUUUGUAAGGAGGUUUAGCCCAGCUAAGUCUUCAUACAGCCAUGUUAGGGACUUUAACACAAUGACGAUGACUGACGGGGAGAGCGCAGAGGCAUAUCUCCAACGACUUCGACAGACCGCGUCUUACAUCAAUUACGGCGAGGCACAGAUUAAGCACAGAUUGCUUGAUUCUCUGCCUAAUGAAUGCCGUGCAACAAUAUUGAUGUCUGCCUCAGCCUCUGACAUAACUUGUGAUGAAAUAGCAGCUAAGGCGCAGCUAUUUCUUGACUUACGAAAGGACUCGACUCCACAGACAAAAGAACUGACCUUUUCUGCCCAGUCAGAAAUUGAUCUUCUCAGGGAGGAGAUCAAUUCAAUGAAAAUGACUGACACCCCCAGUAACGACAGAGACCGCGGCAGAGCUCCUAACCGACGAUCUCCAACACCACGACGAAACAACCAUAAUAGGAGUAUCGACCGUAGUUUCCCCCAACGACGACAAGACCGAAGUCGUGAUCGGUAUCGUGACUAUCAUCAUGAUACUAGACGCGGUAAGAGCCCAUAUCGCAAUAACCGUAACUUUAAUGACCGGCAACCAAGACUGACAUGUGACUAUUGUCGCAUACCAGGACAUGUCUGGCGAGAAUGCCGACGACGACUUAGGGACAUUAGAGAGAUUUCGAUUGGCUGCGACUGCAACACGAAUUCCAACACAGAUGCUGUUAGAAUUAAUAACUUGGAGAGAUACCCCCACCUUGACCCAAAUGAUUCCAUUGUUGACAUGACAGAAGAAGAGAUAAUAAAGAAACACAUUGACCUGACAGGAAGCAUUCUGUCUCAAGAUGAAAGGCAGGAAAUAGUUCGCGUUUUGAUGGAUAACAGGGAUGCAUUUUCUCUCUAUGGCGAGCUAUCUAGUUGUCCAAAUUUUGAGGUAGAUAUUGAACUGACUGACAAUGAACCAUUUUUCAUACGACCUUACUUUGCAACUGAAAUGACAAGACUAAAAUAG
Molecule: messenger RNA, 1706 nt
Organism: Lytechinus variegatus (green sea urchin)
Lineage: Eukaryota; Metazoa; Echinodermata; Echinoidea; Temnopleuroida; Toxopneustidae
Exons: 2
Coding region: 444-1706 (420 amino acids)
Source: RefSeq, a predicted model, not a curated record